GCGGGGAACUACCCCACUUCCUUGCGUCAGCCAAUAGCGGGAGGCUCCGUGCAGCCUCCUGCGCGCCUGAACCAGGAUCGUAACACGAUGCCCCUCCUCUCUAGGCUUCGUCCCGAAGCCAACGACUACUAGCGACCGAACACCCUAGAGAAAAACGAUUGCGAAAGCACCUUACGUCGACACACGCGCUAACAACUACUCCUUAUCCGACGAAGCUAUGCCUUCCUGCAUGCGGUGCCGCGAGAAGUCCCUGACCUGUCGGGCUCCUCCGAACGCCAAGCGCUGUGCUGAAUGCACCCGCGCUGGGAACAUGCGCUGCGGCCUUAACGGGCCUGACUACCGCGCGCUUCAAAGCGAGCGUGCUCUGAUUGAAGCUGCGGGGGAGGAAGCCAUUUCCUUGGACGAGGAGGCUGCUGCCCUACAAGCUGCGGCGGCCGCGAAAUUUGCCGAAAGGAGCGCCGCUGCUGCCGCCGAGUUUGCCGCGGAGAGCGCCGCUGCUGCCGAAAAGAGAAAAUCCGCGACUGCUCGGCGCCGGCGCGUCCAGCGCCAGCGUGCUGCCUUCCAGGCCAAAAUAGCGAAGAUCUUUUCUCACGAGGACGCGGCCAUUGCAGAGCUAGAAGAGGAGGAGCGUAACGAAGAGGCGCGCCUUGCUCCCGAGGCCGCCCUGGUCGAUACUCCUGCUGCCGCCGACUGGGGACAACCGGGGGUCGAUUAUGAGUUCGACUUCCGGACCCCUGAGCCUCUGCCUGCUCCCUCCGCAAGUGGUUGA
Lasiosphaeria miniovina is the source of this 769-nucleotide messenger RNA. RefSeq lists its product as uncharacterized. The coding region runs from base 218 to 769 and encodes 183 amino acids. The transcript has 3 exons. The record is from RefSeq and is a predicted model, not a curated record. NCBI's taxonomy places the organism in Eukaryota, Fungi, Ascomycota, Sordariomycetes, Sordariales, Lasiosphaeriaceae.